Rotaria sp. Silwood1 is the source of this 1959-nucleotide messenger RNA. The record is from the annotation of a GenBank genome assembly. NCBI's taxonomy places the organism in Eukaryota, Metazoa, Rotifera, Eurotatoria, Philodinida, Philodinidae.
AUGAUCAUUUAUUGGUUAUCAUUAUCCACUAUUUAUAUUAUUUCAUUAACUCUUGCUAAUCCAACUAAUUUAACUGGAAAACAUCGUAAGACAUUAGAUGAUUCAUCAUCAGCUAGCGGUCGAUCAGCUAUUUCAAUUAUUGAAGAAGAUAAACGAUGUUUUGCUUGUCCAAUAAUUCCUGAUACAGGCAUUCAUAGUCGAUGUAUUGUACCUUGUCAUUAUAAUCAAAGAUGUUAUUUGAGAGCGUCUCAUGCUAAUGCUACACUCGCUGAUCGUCGUUGUACUGACGAACGAUGGGUACGUGAUUUACUUGUCGAUGGUUGUCUUACAUACAAUGGUCAAUAUUGGUGUAUGUGUUCAACUGAUUUAUGUAAUUCCGGUGACUUUACAUCCAUUCGUGGUUAUGAUGAUUGUUCAAAUGAACCAUGUCCAUGGGGUACAAUAUGUCUUGAUACAAAAGAUGGAUUUAGUUGUAUAUGUCCACCAUGGCAAGAUGAUUGCACUUAUGCUUUUAAUAUUGGUUGUUCUUGUAAAAAUGGGGGUCGAUGUAUUAUGGGUCUUGGAUCAUACAUAUGUGAAUGUCCAUAUGGUUAUAAUGGAUUAAGUUGCGAAACAAGAGAUAUAUGCAUCCCAAAUCCAUGCAUGAACGGCGGUACAUGUCAAUCACAAGGCUUACUUAGUUUUACAUGUCAAUGUCGACCAGGAUUUCAAGGACUUACUUGUCAGAUAUGCGACGCUUGUAUACCAAAUCCCUGUCAAAAUGGCGGUACAUGCGUUUUUGAUGAUGCAACAGGGUAUUUUCGAUGUACUUGUCCAUCAGGAUAUACAGGUCGUACAUGUGAUAUUGGCAGUACAGUAACUGUUCCUCCUUCUAAUCCAUGUUCACCAAAUCCUUGUAAGAACGGGGGUACAUGCCAACCAACUAAUACAGGAAGUUUUACAUGUACAUGUCCUGCUGGUUAUCAAGGAGUUUGUUGUGAAAUUCGUUCAGAUCCUUGUUCGCCUAAUCCAUGCAGAAACGGUGGCACAUGCCAACCGACUAAUACAGGAAGUUUCAUGUGCUUAUGUCCUGUUGGUUAUCAAGGAAUUUGUUGUGAAACUCGUAUAGAUCCAUGCUCACCGAAUCCAUGUCAAAAUAAUGGUAUUUGUACAGCAAGUGGUACCUCUGCUGUUUGUACAUGUGUGACUGGAUUUACUGGGCAACGUUGUGAAACACGAGAUGCUUGCAAUCCAAAUCCUUGUUUGAAUGGAGGUACAUGUAUACCAAAUGGAUUUGGUGGAUUUACUUGUCAAUGUCCACCAGGAUUUAGUGGCCAACGAUGUGAAGAUCAAGAUGGUUGUGUUAGUCAACCAUGUAAAAAUAAUGGUGUUUGUGUAAGUUCAGGUGGUGGUGCAUAUACAUGUCAAUGUCCAACGGGAUUUGAAGGACAAAAUUGUGAUCAAGUUGAUAUUUGUGGUGUAAAAAAUCCAUGUAUUUGUGGUACAUGUCAAAAUGAUCCAUCUGCUCCUCAAGGUUUUCGUUGUUUCUGUCCGCCUGGUUAUUCAGGAGAUCGAUGUGAAAAAUUAAUCAGUUGUAUAGAUAGCGGAGAAGAAUGUAUAAAUGGUGGUGAAUGUAUACAACGUCCAAUUGGUGAUUAUAUUUGUUCAUGUCCUUUUCCAUAUUGUGGUUCACGUUGUCAAAAUCAACGACCAUUCUGUGAUGGAACAAACUCUGCUGUUACGCCAACAGUAACAACAUUAAAUCCUGCAUGUUCUUCCAGUCUUUGUAAUAAUCGUGGUACAUGUCAACAAAAUGGAUAUGGAAAAGGUAUACAAUGUUAUUGUUCAGCAGGAUGGUCUGGUCCACGAUGUCAAUAUGCUAUGCGAACAAAUGCUGAUCGUAGCCAAGAUUUAAUAUUAAAACAUAAUCGAACCAUUUCGACAAGUACUACUGCGCAUACUAGACGACCACGUACAUAA